AUUUAAAUUCAGUAGUAUUUGUUGGUUUAGAAGUUGUAACAGCAGUGGAUCUGAUUCUAGUGAUUCAAAAUUGAUUUCUACAGAUAUUGGUAAUUUAGCAUCAGAAGUAAGUUCUACAGAUAACAUAGAAAUAUUUGAGGAAGAGGGAGGUGUAGUCGUAAUGUUUGAUUCUUGA
This is a messenger RNA of Racocetra fulgida, 175 nucleotides long. The record is from the annotation of a GenBank genome assembly. Lineage: Eukaryota; Fungi; Glomeromycota; Glomeromycetes; Diversisporales; Gigasporaceae.